ACUGUGCAAAGAUGACGGCGGCAAAGAUUGUGGUGUUGAAUACGUAGGGAGGUCCACCAUUCGUUAUGAUUGUCAAAAGAAAUGUACUACAGAAAUUCUAGUGGUCGGCCAUAAAAUUCACACCUCGUUCCGUCGCGGCGCGAUCGCUGGUCAUCGUCAUCAGUUUUGCUAACAUAGUAAAAGGUGGACAAAAAAUUCAAUCGCUUUUCGAACCCGCGCUACCUUCCGCACUCAAACUGGAAAAUAUAUUGUUUCCCUCGAUCCCUGUACGAGUUUCGCAACUCUGUGUGGUGAUGAAAUGGAAUGCCGGAAGGGUCGCAUUUAGGACCUGAUCUGGUUUCACUCGAUACAAUGUUGAAUGCAACUUGACGGUAGUGCAUUUCAUUACAGCUCCUAAUUUUGUGGUUUAACUCAAUCUUCAGUGUUGCAUAUCUCAGGCAAAAGUGUGUUCUUUUCGAUCGAUGCAAUCGCUCGGUAGUGAUCAAUGGAAAAUUCAAAAAGUGGGCUCGACUGUCAGAUAGUGAAAAAAUUCCAUACAAUUUUGCCAAGUGGAGUGCAGUAGUGUCCGGUAUAGAAAUUCCAUUAAUCGUUAACGUCCACUGGUGCGGAUAUAAGUUCAAAUCCAAGGAUUACUCCGACAACUGGUCAGCAUAUUUGGGAUAAUAUCAUAAGUCAAGUAGACAGUACCUCAUAUUGGAUUCCCUGCCUAGAUCUCCAAUAGAUCAGUCUAUCGAACAGCUCUGGGCAACAUACAUCGAUCCGAUCUUCGUCAUCAUAUCCAUCACAGCGAAGAGAUUAUACAAGAGCGCAACAUGGCAACGGAAUAGAAGACUGCAGUGUUAAAAUGACACAUCAAACACGCCGGGGGCCACCACUCGAGUGUCCCUUGGCGUCGCUUGGACGAAACUCACCAUCACUCGAAGCCCAAUCAUACCAUCAUCCUCUUAGCACUAGCCCACUAAAUCCUCAAGCAUAUCAGAUGUCACGAAAAUCACCAAUCCUGAGUAUAAAUAACAACGAUAUAAUCUACCCACCAGCUACGUCACGCCAAAAACCCUCAGAACAUGGUUCCGAUCAUAACCAAUCAGCGGAAGUAUAUCAUCUCUCACGGAGUUCAUCAAGUUCCAUGGAUCAGUCCUACGAGUUACGUCGAAACAUUGAACCUACGCCUAAAUAUCGACCUCCACCGCCCAGAAAUUACACCCCCAUUGAUAGUUUACUGCAGUAUAGAUCUGAACAUGCCCCCAGUGCCUAUCUUCUGAGUGAUCCCUUACCAAAUAGUACGGGUAGUAACGCUGAGAAUCACUCAAACAUUGUCGUUGUCAACCAUAAUGAUCAAUAUUUUCUUGAGGAAAAAAUGGAUUCAUUAUAUAUUCAAGGUGCCAUCCGGGGACUUCCUCUGGGUUCUGAAACGAAUCAGUACAAAAAUGAAAGAUACUUUCUUGAGGAAAGUUUAAAUGAUUUAUGUGAAUAUAAUCGGAGUGAAAGGAUGCAUGAAAACGUGGCAGUACAUCUGCUUCAAAGGCCCUCUAGCCCCAGUGAGACCAGCGGGUCGGACAGAUACCUCAUCGACCGAGCCCGAGGAUCACCAGCAUUUGUCAAUAAGUCGCGAAGUAACUUCAGCAACCCAAGUGCGGUAGUCAUGGACAAACGUUUCCAACUGUCCAAAGUCCAAUGUUUCACGGAAGGCCUUUCGAAUUUAGGUCGAUUUUCACCAAGUCUUGACCAAGGUUAUGCAACAUUAGUCUCUCCGUCCCCUACAAGUCAUCAACAAUCUUCAGGGCCGUGGACCAAAAAAGGUCCUUGUCGUUCUGGGCCUGUCUUUGAUCGACUUACUGAUGAACAUGUCAUGAAGAUAUUCAAUUGGUUGGAUAGUUCUGAAUUGUGUAAUAUAGCGAGGGUGUGCAGACGAUUCGAGACCAUAGCGUGGCGGUCAAGCCUUUGGAAAAUUAUAAGUCUUUCAGGGGAACAAAUUAGUGGCGAUAAGGCGCUGAAAAAUAUAUUCAGGCGAUUAUGUGGCCAAUCGAGAAAUGGUGCAUGUCCUGACAUUGAACGUGUCCUGCUUAGCAAUGGAUGCCGAAUUUCGGAUAAGGGGUUGCAACUACUGGCACGGCGUUGUCCAGAACUUACUCAUUUGCAAAUACAGUCCAGUAUUAAUGUAUCGAAUCAGGCACUCUGUGAUGUCCUCACUAAAUGUACAAAUCUUCAACACUUGGAUGUUACAGGAUGCCUUCAAAUAACUAAUAUAAGCAUCAACCCAAACUUAGAGCCACCUAGGCGACUGUUACUUCAGUAUUUGGAUUUGACUGAUUGUUCGGCGAUCGAUGAUGCCGGACUCAAAGUAAUCGUGCGAAACUGCCCUCAACUGGUCUUCCUAUACCUCAGAAGAUGUGUUCAAAUUACAGAUGCUGGUCUUAAAUUCGUUCCUAGCUUCUGCAUAGCUCUGAAAGAGCUCAGUGUCUCGGAUUGUAUCAACAUAACCGACUUCGGCCUGUACGAGCUGGCCAAACUAGGAGCAGCCCUACGUUAUCUAUCCGUAGCCAAGUGUGAUCGAGUUUCUGAUGCAGGCUUGAAAGUUAUUGCAAGACGAUGCUAUAAAUUAAGAUACUUAAAUGCCCGAGGUUGUGAAGCAGUCAGCGAUGAUUCUAUAACGGUUCUUGCCCGAUCUUGUCCUCGCCUCCGAGCCCUAGAUAUUGGAAAAUGUGAUGUUAGCGAUGCAGGACUGCGAGCGCUAGCUGAAAGUUGUCCAAAUCUCAAGAAGUUAAGUUUACGAAAUUGUGAUAUGAUUACAGAUAGGGGAGUGCAAUGUAUAGCAUACUAUUGUAGGGGGUUACAACAGCUAAAUAUACAAGAUUGUCAGAUAUCAUUAGAAGGGUACCGGGCUGUGAAAAAAUACUGCAAAAGAUGUAUUAUUGAACAUACGAAUCCUGGUUUUUGCUGAGUAUUUGGCAAAGUUCAAAAAGUAAAAUGUUCCUAGAUUAUGAGCCACAUUUUACUGUAUAGGAAAUGAAAAUCCGUUGAUACAUUCCAAGGGUAUAUAUACAGCAGCCUCCUCGAUGUCGAUAUUUGAAACAUGAAGUCUUCCAACAAAAACUAUAAGACCUUUUAACUUCCGAAGAACGAGUAAAACCUCAUUAAGACGAAUGAAAUAAGUUGCACACAAGACACAAAGGAAGCUUUAUCCAGACCGCUGACUUAUUCAUCAACAGCAUAUUUAUAAACAUAUGGGGUAGCUAUAAAGCAACUACACCAACUUCCCAACGUUGUCCGUUUCUGACGAGGUGCUUCAGCUGCCCUCAAAAGAAGGUUCCACUGCUCCUCCACUGUUCUACGCUACGUAGCUAUAAGGCGCCCAACUCGUUGGAAAAUGGGAGAUAGUGGAUUCCAUUGCAUACAGAGAGACAUGUUUUUAUAAUACAUUCGACAAUAUAUGCUUGUUCACAAAGCCUUUAAGCCAAAAACAUUAAGUCAAGACGAAUUUUGACAAGUAAUUUCAACAUUUUUGACACACUGCCAAUUUGUACAACUUUAUGUUUGAAAUGCUAGGCCAGCUUGCAAAUGUCAUUAAAUAAUCGCUGUGUCAACUGUCAAAGUGUAGGCAAAAAACUUGUAAAGCCCCUUUCACAUGAGCAACUUGAAUAUGGAACUACGUAUGUAUAUCGACUAUCCAAAUUGAUGCAGGCACUGCCCCCGUCAGUCUUUUAAUGAAAAGAAUUUCUUUGUACUUAUAAUUCUGUGUAUAAAGUAAGUUAAAUAGUUGGUCGAUAGUGCUACUAUUAGAGGUAAAAUGCAUAGCAAAAUUAAAAGAAAGAAAGUUGUAUCAUAAGAUGUAUUGCUGGCGACGAGAUUUAUUUUUUAAGUUUUGAAGCGAUAUCUUUUCUUCCAGGAAAGUUAAAAGCGUUUCCUUUCAAAAAUCUUAGAUCAAACUUUAAGUAUUCCUAACGAAAGGGGUACG
Messenger RNA from Hermetia illucens (black soldier fly), 3955 nucleotides. RefSeq names its product F-box/LRR-repeat protein 7 (gene Fbxl7). Lineage: Eukaryota; Metazoa; Arthropoda; Insecta; Diptera; Stratiomyidae. Gene Ontology annotation, biological process: SCF-dependent proteasomal ubiquitin-dependent protein catabolic process. Bases 845 to 2941 code for a protein of 698 amino acids. The record is from RefSeq and is a predicted model, not a curated record. The transcript has 5 exons. Gene Ontology annotation, cellular component: SCF ubiquitin ligase complex. Gene Ontology annotation, molecular function: protein binding.